This is a messenger RNA of Saccostrea cuccullata (small rock oyster), 447 nucleotides long. Its product is annotated as tyrosine--tRNA ligase, cytoplasmic-like. The annotation marks the transcript as partial. NCBI's taxonomy places the organism in Eukaryota, Metazoa, Mollusca, Bivalvia, Ostreida, Ostreidae. Gene Ontology annotation, molecular function: tRNA binding; tyrosine-tRNA ligase activity. The record is from RefSeq and is a predicted model, not a curated record. The transcript is spliced from 3 exons.
CAUCCUGACGCUGAGUCCCUUUAUGUAGAGACGGUGGACGUGGGAGAGGAGAAGCCGCGGACAGUGGUCAGUGGUCUGGCCGGGCUCUACCCCAUGGAGGACCUUCACCAGAGGCUGGGGGUGUUCCUGUGUAACCUCAAGGCCGUCAAAAUGAGGGGCGUGGAAUCCCAGGCCAUGCUCAUGUGUGCCUCAGUAGAUGAGCCACGGGCAGUAGAACCAUUGGAUCCACCCCAGGGAAGCGCUCCGGGGGACAGGGUGGUGUUUGAAGGAUUCGAAGAUGGAACACCAGAAGAAGAAUUAAAACCCAAGAAGAAAGUCUGGGAAAAAUUACAGGUGGAUUUAAGAGUGGACGGGGACAGUAAAGCUGAAUGGCAGGGCCACAUAAUGAAAACAAAACUAGGAAAUGUUACAGCUCACAGUCUAAAAUGUGUUCCUAUCAAGUGAUAG